AUGUUGUCCUACAUCUUCCUCACAGCGACGGCUAUAGUCUCCGCGUUCAAAUCCUUGCUCGCUCGAUUUUACCCGAAAAUUGAGCACUUAUCCCUUAUCAGAGAAAUUGAGCCUUCAAACGAGCCCAUUAAAGCUUUGCAGACCAUGAUCGAGAUAGACGGUGCCGGCGCUUGGCCUCCCAAAGCCUCUUAUCGAGAAUCUUGGCCAGUAGUACUUCAUCCCUACCAUGAUAUUUUCGUCGUAUUGGCUCCACUGCUCCCGGUCAUCGAUGUUUCGCUGGAUUCUACCAUCAACCAAUGCCGCCGAAUGGAAUACCAACAGCGAUUGCGGAUACUGCUAAAAGAACGCGUGAAUCUGGGGCUAGUUAAAGAGACGCUGUCGGCUGCUGCAGAUGAAACAUCUUGCGUGAUCACCAACCAACAGUAUAAUGGAUUUUAUGCGUGCAUCAGCUAUCUGCGCCAUGCGUUCCGGUGGGGGACCAUUCCUAUCGUGGAAGUUGCGCAGCAAGAGAAGAUCAUCGACUUCCCUCCCGAGUUGGAUCUGCCUUGGGAUUUUAUCCGUCAAAAGUACGGCAUCACUUCGCUAGGGGGAAAUGUUACGUCCAACUUUUUCUGCAAUCUGGAUAGAGAUCGGAACAAAAUUGAAUACGCAAUCAAUGGCAGCAUGCCCGAACCAAUCCCAUCGGCUGAGUACUACCUGAUCUAUGCAUUUACGGAGCCAGAAAGAAAGGCGUUGCCAGUGUACUACCACCUAGUGCAGUCCAUCACGUGUUUUGAGAGGGAUCAGAAACAUGCCUGCGUGGAACACCUCCAAAGUCUGACCGUUCACCUACGAGCCGCUUUCCGGGUCUACUACGAGUAUGUCAUUGAUUCUAAAAUACCCCAUAGCGUCUUUACAGCCUACAUCCAAGGCUUUCACGGCUGGGCCGCCGGGGAGAUGAUAGACGACAAGUACAUGGAAUACGAUGGGACUUCCGGUGCCAAUUUGGUCCUCUUCAAUGUUCUUGACUUCUUCCUCGGACUGGAACCUUUCCUUGCAGAGCAAGACUACGUCAAAUAUUUCUCCUCUUCCCAGCGGCGAUUCCUGACUUCGAUCAAAACCCACGCCUUCCGUGCCGCAGCCGAGCAGGCGAAUGAUGUUGAUUUGGUGCAACAAUUCGAUUACAUUGGAAAACAGCUCCGUGUAUGGUUCCAUACCGAUGACUUCGAAUAA
This is a messenger RNA of Penicillium digitatum Pd1, 1212 nucleotides long. Its product is annotated as Indoleamine 23-dioxygenase protein. Gene Ontology annotation, biological process: 'de novo' NAD+ biosynthetic process from L-tryptophan. Gene Ontology annotation, molecular function: indoleamine 2,3-dioxygenase activity; heme binding; metal ion binding. Gene Ontology annotation, cellular component: cytoplasm. Lineage: Eukaryota; Fungi; Ascomycota; Eurotiomycetes; Eurotiales; Aspergillaceae. The record is from RefSeq and is a predicted model, not a curated record.